AUGGAAGUUGCGCAGUGUCCGUCAUACGCGGCGGCGUUGGGCUACACGGGAGUGGCUGCGGCCGUUUGUCUUUCCAACUGGGGGAGUGCGAUUGGUACUUGGAAGGCUGGUAUCUCCAUCGUCCACACGGGCAUUCGGCAUCCUUCCUCCGUCAUGAAGAACGUCAUUCCCAUAGUCAUGGCGGGAGUGAUUGGCAUUUACGGACUCAUCGUCGCCGUGAUUAUUUCGCAGUCCAUCGUCACGCCCUCGACGGAACGGAACAACGCCUACUCGACCUACACGGGUCUCGCGCACUUGUGUGCCGGCCUCUGUUGCGGCGUUUCCGGACUCGCCGCCGGAGCCUGCAUCGGUAUCGUCGGUGACUACGGUAUCCGCGCCAACAAACUAUUCGUUGGUAUGCUCAUUAUGCUUAUUUUCAGUGAAGCACUCGCACUGUACGGAAUGAUUGUGGCCCUGAUUGUUUCGCAACACUCCUACUCGUGUGGAUAG
Phaeodactylum tricornutum CCAP 1055/1 is the source of this 489-nucleotide messenger RNA. RefSeq lists its product with no specific name. Lineage: Eukaryota; Bacillariophyta; Bacillariophyceae; Surirellales; Neidiaceae. The record is from RefSeq and is a predicted model, not a curated record. Gene Ontology annotation, biological process: proton transmembrane transport. Gene Ontology annotation, cellular component: proton-transporting V-type ATPase, V0 domain. Gene Ontology annotation, molecular function: proton-transporting ATPase activity, rotational mechanism. Bases 1 to 489 code for a protein of 162 amino acids. The transcript has 3 exons.